UUCCAGGGGUGUGCUCUUUAUGAGAAACGAUUUCAUGGGGAAAGAGGUGUGCAAGCGAGGGCGCAUUUUCCGGGCCAAUUUCGAGGCUUACAGCAACCCAUCGCUCAGUGUAGGUCACAUGAGCCGGGUCAUCAGAAACCUUCUCUUCCCCCCGCCCCCCCCCCCCCUUUGGUUGGGCUUUGGAAAACCCAGAGGUGCGAGCACCGCCCCGCCCCUCCCCGCCGGAGGACUACAAAUCCCAUCCUGCCCUGCGCUCGCGCACGUUACGCCAGAGCAAGAUGGCCGACACGAUGGCCACUGCGGGGGCUGGCAGCUCCGGAGCGAGAUCCGGAGGUAAACAGUCCACUAACCCUGCUGACAAUUACCAUCUGGCCCGGAGGCGAACCCUGCAAGUGGUGGUGAGCUCCUUGCUGACAGAGGCAGGGUUUGAGAGUGCUGAGAAAGCGUCCGUGGAAACAUUGACAGAGAUGCUACAGAGCUACAUUUCGGAAAUUGGGAGAAGCGCCAAGUCUUACUGUGAGCACACAGCCAGGACCCAGCCCACGCUGUCAGAUAUCGUGGUCACUCUUGUUGAGAUGGGGUUCAACGUGGACACUCUCCCUGCUUAUGCCAAACGGUCCCAGAGGAUGGUCAUUACUGCCCCUCCAGUGACCAAUCAGCCAGUGACCCCCAAAGCUCUCACCGCGGGGCAGAACCGACCUCACCCGCCGCACAUCCCCAGCCAUUUUCCCGAGUUCCCCGACCCCCACACCUACAUCAAAACCCCGACGUACCGCGAGCCUGUGUCUGACUACCAAGUCCUGCGGGAGAAGGCUGCAUCCCAAAGACGGGACGUGGAGCGGGCACUCACCCGUUUUAUGGCCAAGACAGGCGAGACCCAGAGUCUUUUCAAAGAUGACGUCAGCACAUUUCCAUUGAUUGCUGCCAGACCUUUCACCAUCCCCUACCUGACGGCUCUUCUUCCAUCCGAACUGGAGAUGCAGCAAAUGGAAGAGACGGAUUCCUCGGAGCAGGAUGAGCAGACAGACACAGAGAACCUCCCCCUUCAUAUCAGCACGGAUGACUCUGGAGCCGAGAAGGAGAACACCUCUGUCCUGCAGCAGAACUCCUCCUUGACGGGGAGCCGGAACGGGGAGGAGAGCCUCAUCGAUAACCCCUACCUGCGCCCCGUGAAGAAACCCAAGAUCCGCAGGAAGAAGUCCCUCUCGUGAGCUGAGAAGAAAGCCUGCUUUGUACAGAGAUGUGGACACCACGCUCCUGGGGGAGUUAAAGCCGCUGGAGGGGAGCAGAAAGGGGGGCCUCCCGGGGUCCAGCGAGGCUGCUGGGGUGACCAGGCAUGCUUUUAACAGCAAAUUCUGUGUUAAUAUUUCCCAUUUUCACUGAUGUCUGGGUUGAGGAAGAUAUGAUGUGGUGGUAAUAAUGAGGCUUUCUUAAUUAGCCAGGCUGGACUGUGGGCGUAGGAGCAGCUGGCGACUUCAUUCAUUAUCACAGGACCUGACUCCUUUGAACCCGCGAGACCAGGGUAGGCCGCAGGAAGAAGGGGCUGCACCUUCUCUGCUUCCUCCAGAGGACUGUUUGCCUGGCUUCCGUUUCAGGCCCUCCGGGUCCCUUUAUUAACUCACAGACAACCAGUUUCUCACCCUAGAACCUCAGUCUUAUUUCUCUUCUCACCUGGGCUCCAAGCGCCCUGCUGAGAUGACGAAGGUGGCUUUGCCUUCCCACGUGUCACUCCUGGACCUGGGCCGCAGGAGUCAGGAGGAGUGAGCCGGUGUGCACGUGGAGGACGGUGAUGCGUCACAGCACACCGACUCUCUCAUUGCAUCUGGUGGACUCUUCCUACAAGGCAGCGCCCGCUCGUGAGAGGCUGGUGUUUGUUGUCGCUCUGUGGCAUGUGUGCUUUGGGACGACUGAGUCCUGCCCCAUCCAGGAAAGGUUUUCUCUGACAAGAGCCUCUGCCUGGUGUAUUAUGCUGUGACUGGCUGGAGAAUCC
This is a messenger RNA of Myotis davidii, 1990 nucleotides long. RefSeq names its product TATA-box binding protein associated factor 8 (gene TAF8). The transcript has 9 exons. Gene Ontology annotation, biological process: transcription initiation at RNA polymerase II promoter. Gene Ontology annotation, molecular function: protein heterodimerization activity. NCBI's taxonomy places the organism in Eukaryota, Metazoa, Chordata, Mammalia, Chiroptera, Vespertilionidae. The coding region runs from base 279 to 1211 and encodes 310 amino acids. The record is from RefSeq and is a predicted model, not a curated record. Gene Ontology annotation, cellular component: transcription factor TFIID complex.